AGCCCAUCACCUUAUUCUAUAGGCGUGUGGGCGGUACUUCCUGUACAGGACUGCAAGUAGCAGUCCAAUAUGGCGGUUGUGUUGCUCGCUUGAGAGUGUAGUCGAAACCGCGGAUAAGUUAAGAGAGUUAAAGUCUAUUUCAGUGGCAGAUCUUAGAUUAAAAGAGAUUAGUGUGGACUACAGGUAUCAGAAUUUGGAAAUGAAAGGGAAAGAGCGGUCACCGGUGAAAAAACGCUCCCGCGCGCCAGAUGAAAGUAGAGACCGAGGAGGAAGCCACCCGGGCAGCAAGAAGAUCGGAGCCCUGUCAACUGCUGCCGGCAACAACGGCAACGUCUCUGCUCAUAGCGGCGCUUCAUCCAGGAGAAGUGUACACAGUGAGAAAAGAGACAUGAGGGAUUUAGACGGACAUAAUUCAUCCAGUCGGACUAGCAGCGGCUACGACUACGGGAUUGUUCCGGGAAACAAGCCAUAUAGCGGCGCUGACGUCGACGCGGAAACAUCCAGGUCCGGUUCACGCAGCGACCUGCGGCCUCCGUCAACCCCAGAAAAUGAGUACAAGACUCUCAAAAUAAGUGAACUGGGCAACCAGUUGAACGACGAGGAGAUAGAAGAUGGACUGUUUCACGAGUUUAAGAGGUUUGGUGACGUGAGUGUUAAAAUUAGCCGAGAAAACGACGAGAGGGUGGCGUAUGUAAACUUUAGGAGGCCUGAAGACGCCCGUUCGGCUAAACACGCCCGCGGGAAGCUGGUGUUGUACGACCGGCCUCUGAAAAUAGAGACAGUUUACACGAACAGACGCAGAAGCCGCUCCCCUGUUUCAAAGGACAAUUUCUCCCCGGGACACAGGCAUCUCCACUCUCAGAGACCUCUGUCUCCCACUGGCUUGGGGUACAGAGGCUACCGGUUACAGCAGCUGGCUCUGGGCCGUCUCCCCCCUCCUCCAGCAACACCUCACAUAAGAGAUCUGGAAAGAGACAGAGAUUUUUCUGUGUAUGAUGCCAGGAAUAGACCCCCGUUCGUCCCUGAUUGUGCUGUUUUCCGUGAUGAGGACCUAAUGACCCCUGAGGAUGACCAGAGGGCAAACAGGACUCUGUUUCUGGGCAAUCUGGACGUCAGUGUGACAGAGAGUGACCUGAGGAGGGCGUUUGACAGGUUUGGGGUGAUAACAGAGGUGGACAUAAAGCGGGCAGUGAGAGGCCAGAACAACAACUAUGGAUUCAUCAAGUUUGAGAAUCUUGACAUGGCUCACCGUGCCAAAGUAGCAAUGUCAGGGAAAGUAGUGGGCCACAACACAGUUAAAAUUGGCUAUGGUAAACCCACACCCUCGACCAGGCUGUGGGUGGGGGGCCUUGGACCCUGGGUUCCACUUGCUGCACUAGCCAAGGAGUUUGACCGCUUUGGCACCAUCAGGACUAUAGACUACAGGAAAGGUGAGGUGUGGGCUUACAUCCAGUAUGAAAGUUUGGAUGCUGCUCAGGCUGCAUGUACUCAUAUGAGAGGCUUCCCUCUCGGUGGCCCUGACAGAAGACUCCGGGUGGACUUUGCGGAGACAGAUCAUCGCUACCAGCAGCAACAGCAGCAGUAUGUGCAGCUCCCCCUCCCCCUGCCACACUAUGACUUUGUUCCUGAACCCUUUGCCCACCGCCUUACAGACUCAGUGAGAAUGAGGGAGAGAUCUCCUCCACUUCUUUCUCGCUUCAGAGACAGGGAUCUGUACUCCAAUGCUGAAUGGUCAGGCAUGGCUGUCCAUGACAGGAUGCGAGGAGCAGGCUUUGAUCCCAUAGAUCGCCUGGACAGACGUUCCCAUGAGACCUGGUCAAUAGAGCGUGAGCGUGAGCUACAGGGCAGAGAUCUAAGCCGCAAAAGGAGACAUUUAGAUGAUGGCGGCCGGCUGGAUCAUUCACCUGACAACACUGACUUUGUCCUGCGACGUCAUGGCAGCUCAUUAGAGCGCAGCCCUGGUGAUGGGGGACGCUGCAGUGACCCUGAACGCCUACCUCGCUCUGGCAGAACCUCCCCGGUUAGAGAGCGCCAGAACACUGGCUUUGGAGACAAGAGAAGAAAAACACUUAGCCCUGCUGCGCCAGACUCUGAGAAGGACCGCAAACGCAAAACCAGUGACCCAUCUAAGAGCCCAGCGAGAAAGGAGGAUCGUUUAGAACCUCUUUCCUCCUCCUUCAAGUCUGGCCAGCAGUCUAAGCCGGCAGCUGGAGGACAGAAGCUGAGUCAGGUCUGGCAGGGCGUCCUCCUGCUGAAGAAUAGCAGCUUUCCUACAUCACUGCACCUUCUGGAAGGGGACAUGGCAGUGGCUACCGGUCUGCUGUUGCAGGGCUCUGCAGGGGGUCAAGCGUCCCAGUUGAAGAUCAGCCAGCGCCUGCGCCUGGAACAGCCCAAGCUGGAUGAAGUUUCUCGUCGCAUCAAGGCCGCUGGCUCCAGCGGAUACGCCAUCCUCCUGGCCGUGCCCGGGAAAUCUGAAGAUGGAGGGAUCCAGGACGCCAGCAGCUCUGCUGAGAGACCACUGAAGAACCUGGUGUCCUACCUGAAGCAGAAGGAGGCAGCCGGCAUCAUCAGCCUCUCUGUCGGGGGCAGCCGUGACAAGGAUCACGUAGGAGUCCUCCACGCUUUCCCCCCAUGUGAGUUCUCACAACAGUUUGUGGAUGCUUCUGCCAAAGCCUUUGCCAAAUCAGAAGACGACUACAUGGUGAUGAUUAUUAUCAGAGGAGCAUCAUAAAAAGAAAAAAAUUUGAAUGUUUCUUUUCUCACUCACAAACUGUUAAACUGUGUGUUGCAAACACAGGGAGAAGUAAUGAUAGCAAAACAGAAUAACAAAACGAUUGUGAUUUGAUUUUAAGUUUAUAGAAAUGAAAGUCACAUUGAAUUGAAUACAUGUUGCUAAAUUGAUUAAUAAUAAUACAGGUGACACACUGCUUUCUGCUAUUUAGUUGUCAGAUAAAUGUUAAUGACUUAAAGGGUACUCUGCUUAAAGUAGCCUAAUUCAGAGCAAGCUACAGUUCUGUGAAUCAAUACUAUAUGUUGCCAUAUCGCAUUUAUAAAUAACACAAUUCCUUUAUAUCAUUUCAUACAAUGACUGCAUAUCACAAAAAGAGUUUAAGAUCCAAAUCAGAAUAUUUUGCUUUCAUUUGAUCUGUACUUGGCAUAUAUUUAACUGGCCAGUGUCAACUCCUUUUGUAGUGCUAUAAUGUUUGUACAGCCAGCCUAUGAAAGAAUCUCAUGUACAUAUGAUUUAGGAAAUAUAUCUAUUUGCUCUAAAGCUUUACCCAUUGCUCAAUAAUAGGCAUAUUCCAGAUGUGCAUCUGUAUUACUUUUUGCUGACCAAGUAAACAUUUUGAUUGAAAGUUUCUUUAUAACAAUUUUUCUAUUUUUGUCAGCUUUGGCCAGUCCUGCUUAAAGCUAAAGAAUAUUGUGGAAAUAAAUUGUGUUACAGGGCACUUAAGGACAUAUAGGGUUAUAGUACAAUAUAUAACAUAAAUAGCCACAUCUGGAGGUUUAUGUGACAUUACAAAGUGAAAUGAAUACAGUUUUUCCUGCCUGUUUUUCACAAUUUUCUCUGCGAACUGGUAGAUGCAUGUAGGGAUGGACAAAAGCAGCAUUCACCUCUACAUUAUAAUCCAGUUCAAUACAAUAUCUGUGCAAAGAACACUGCCUUUUAUAAAGCUAACUCUGUUCAGGGUUUGUUUAAAUGAUGUUAGAAAAGCAGCUUUUAAGCUCUAUUUCUCCUCUCAAAGGAUUGUAUUGAACUGCAUUAUGUUAUAGGCUAAUGUUUACGGCUGGAAACUAAUUCUUACUUUCAUGAUUAAUUAUGUGGUCUAUAAAACAUCAGAAAUGAUGUUUUUAAUGUCUUUAAAAAGCUGUGUAUAGUCCUACCAACAGUCCAAAACCAAAAUAUAUAAUUGAUUAACCAAUUAUCUCAAUUGUUGCAGAUUCAUAAUCAAUUGUUUUAUACAAUACCAUUCAAACUUUAGACUGGUACUGUGAUUUCAGCUCUAAAUAUUAUUACCAUGGAGUGUCUCAACAAAACUCAAAGCUGUUCAGAGGAAUUAUAAGUCUGUUGUUUUGACUGCCAUUAUAUUAUACAAAGCUGCUUUUGUGCCCACCCCUUUUAUAUUGUACUUUUACUGGCAUCAUAUCAAACGGUAAUUGAUUGAUUUAAAAUAGUCACAUUAUGUUAUUAUAUUUUAUGUUUAUGUUCUAAGCCACUAAUCACAAAAGAUGAUGUGACCUAUAAAUUAAGAGCUCUAUGUAUGCCAUGCACAAUGACUAUAAAAUAUUGCUAUACUAUCAGUGGACUUCUGAAUGAAAGAGGAGAGAAGACCGAGCUCCAGUGGCCUUACACGCCUUCCUCUGAAGGGACUGUUUAAUUGAUUUUCAUGCUUUGGUUUGAGUACUGUGUUUCAAAUGGGAAAAAAAAGAAAUAAUUUGUGCUGUGUACUCAGGAUUUCUGGAGAGAGAAAUGGAAUACACCAGUACACAUGGGCCUAAGAAGUAUACCUAACUGUCAAAGUGCAACAUGCACUUGAUAGAUUUUGUCUCAAUAAAUUUACUCUUUCGUGGGAAACACAA
Etheostoma spectabile (orangethroat darter) is the source of this 4581-nucleotide messenger RNA. RefSeq names its product RNA-binding protein 15-like. NCBI's taxonomy places the organism in Eukaryota, Metazoa, Chordata, Actinopteri, Perciformes, Percidae. The record is from RefSeq and is a predicted model, not a curated record. The transcript has a single exon. The coding region runs from base 200 to 2731 and encodes 843 amino acids. Gene Ontology annotation, molecular function: RNA binding.